GAGAGACGGAAGGGUUUCUCUCCAUCUGUGGGAAGUGAAAUACUCUCAACGAACGGGACGAUGACGACGAUGACGACGAUGGAAUCUUCGCCAUAAAAAGAAAACCUUUAUCGACUCUUCUCCUUUCACUGUUUCUUUUUUCUUCUUCUACGUCUUCUUUUUGCAGGAACAGAAAGCGAUUCAGUUUUCGGAUUUUCUUUCACCCUUAUUUGUUGGCUGAUUCGUCGUAGCUGGUUGAUUAAUACCUGUUUUUGUGUUCCUGAGGAGGAAUUUUGUUGUUUCUGAUGUAAGUUUCAGUCUCUUCGCUUGGUUUGAUUCCGAUUGAACGAGUUCACUGGUUUUGUAGCAGUAGAAAGCUCUUAAAUUGGAGUAUUCAUUGAUUAAUGUCGACUAGCGGGAUGGCUUGAGAGAUUGUUCUGGAUAGGAGUUGCUUUCGACUCUUUGAGUCAUGGGUAGUAGUGAGAUGGAUACGCCGCCAAAGGCAUCGAAGACCUCGACCUCGACUUCGACUUCAACUUCAACGCCAGCAACUCAGGAGCAGGCUCCUCCGACGAGUACUGCAGCUGUUUAUGACUGGUCUGGAUUUCAGGCGUAUUCCCCUAUUCCUCCACCUGGUUUCUUUCACUCUCCAGUGGCUUCAAGUCCCCAACCACACCCGUAUAUGUGGGGAGCUCAGCAUCUUAUGCCUCCUUAUGGGACUCCUCCACCUCCAUAUGUUGCAAUGUAUCCGCAUGGUGGGAUAUACACGCACCCAACUAUUCCUCCGGGAUCUCACCCAUUCAGUCCUUAUGCUAUGCCGUCUCCAAAUGGAAAUGCUGAAGCUUCUGGAACUGUCCCAGGUGGUGCGGAGGUGAAUGGUAAGUCAUCGGAUGGUAAGGAAAGAAGUGCUCUCAAGAGGUCAAAAGAAAGUUUAGGUAGUUUGAAUAUGCUUACAGGAAAGAAUAAUGAGGUGGGUAAAACUUCGGGAGCAUCUGCCAAUGGAGUUUUUUCCCAAAGUGCUGAGAGUGGAAGUGAAGGUUCAAGUGAAGGAAGUGAUGCCAAUUCUCAGAAUGUAAGUAUCAACUGAAGCCAGCUCACUUGUUCUGUAUAUAUUAUUUUGUGUGAAUGGUAGCUUUCAAUUUGCUUGGAGAAGGGUGGGAGAAUGGUAAGACUUAAAGAGUAUUAAAAUCUGGAUCUCUCAUAAAAUUGAGUUCUAGAUUCAUAUUUUCUUGCUUCAUGCCCCAGUUACAUAACUUCUAGAACUACAACUUUUUCCUGUGCACUUUCUCCAAUUGCCUGAUUGGAUAUUUUCUUUUUUCCUCUCUUGAUGAUCUGAAAGUUUUAAUCUGAUAUUAUGCCCUAGUAGAGGCUAUACUACCCAUGUUUAAGUCAGACUUAUAUUGCUGCUGCAGAAAAUACUAGUAAUGUUGAUGAUGUUUUCCUUUGGUUUGGGGGUGUGUUAGGAAACCAUCUACUGAAUCUGAACCUUGAAAUAGAAUUGGUUUGCCAUUAACUUAGCUAAAAAAUAUACCAAGAAUUAUGUGUUUGCUAUCUUCUUGGACAAAUAGUGUGCUGGGUUCGGGUUAGCCUAGUUGAAAUAAUGUGCCACACUAAGGCAUAUCAGGUUGAAAAAUUUCCACCUUAAGUAAGGCAUAUCAGGUUGAAAAAUUUCCACCUUAAGUAUAUGAAGUGCAACUUACUUUGAAGUCCUAAACUAGGGCAUAUGAUAAGGAUCUUAAGAUGGACCCUGGUUCUUUGGUUCAAGUAUAUGAAGUGGCCAGCCAAACCCUAAAUCGCUAUUUAGGAAUUUGAGGUUUUGAUUGGUGCAGCACAGGUCCAGAUUAAGGGAUUUCUGUUAAACCACAGGCUGAAAAGCUUGCAGGUUACAUUUUCCAGCAGCCUGCUACAGUAAGAAAGAAACAGAGAAUAAAAGAUGGAGAAUAGAAGCAGCAAGGGGGGGGGGAGAAAAGAGCAAAAGGAGGAAGAGUGAUGUGAUUUGUGGGAAGAGGAGAUAGAAUGUCGUAUUGUCCAAAGGGAGAGAAGAAAGAGAUGGCCACCAGAGGAAAA
Macadamia integrifolia is the source of this 2046-nucleotide messenger RNA. RefSeq names its product bZIP transcription factor 68-like. Bases 449 to 1066 code for a protein of 205 amino acids. Gene Ontology annotation, biological process: regulation of DNA-templated transcription. Gene Ontology annotation, cellular component: nucleus. The record is from RefSeq and is a predicted model, not a curated record. Gene Ontology annotation, molecular function: DNA-binding transcription factor activity; sequence-specific DNA binding. The transcript has 8 exons. Lineage: Eukaryota; Viridiplantae; Streptophyta; Magnoliopsida; Proteales; Proteaceae.